Messenger RNA from Sarcophilus harrisii (Tasmanian devil), 2247 nucleotides. Its product is annotated as olfactory receptor 1444-like. Gene Ontology annotation, cellular component: membrane. Gene Ontology annotation, molecular function: G protein-coupled receptor activity; olfactory receptor activity; odorant binding. The record is from RefSeq and is a predicted model, not a curated record. NCBI's taxonomy places the organism in Eukaryota, Metazoa, Chordata, Mammalia, Dasyuromorphia, Dasyuridae. Gene Ontology annotation, biological process: G protein-coupled receptor signaling pathway; sensory perception of smell. The transcript has a single exon. Bases 225 to 1151 code for a protein of 308 amino acids.
UAUAUUUUAUCUAUUUUGUGCAGAUUUUGUAUUUAUUCAUGUACAUACAGUAGAAUGCAAGAAUGAAGUCAGGGACUGCUUAGUUUUUGUUCUGUGUCUCCAGCACAAAGCACAGGGCGUGACACAUAGUAGGUGUGUGAUAAUUGCUGUUUGAAUGACUACAUCCCUAUUUCAUUAGUCCCUUUUUUCCUCCCACAGGUAGAAAUAAGAAGCAUCAGGCUUUCAUGGGAAACAGCACCGAAGUGACAGAGUUCAUUCUCUUGGGUCUGACAGAUGACCCCAACCUUCACCUCCCACUUUUCCUGGUAUUUUUGUUCAUCUAUCUUUUUACUCUUGUAGGAAACUUGGGGAUGAUAGUGCUGAUCCACUGGGACUCGCGCCUCCACACGCCCAUGUACUUUUUCCUCAGUAACCUUUCUCUGGUGGAUCUGGGUUACUCUUCGGCUGUAGCCCCCAAAGUGGCGGCCACUCUCUCCUCAGGGAACCAGGCCAUCUCCUACUCGGAAUGCGCCGCUCAGUUCUUUUUCUUUGCUGGUUUUGCCACCGUGGAAUGCUACCUCCUGGCCUCCAUGGCCUAUGACCGCCACGCAGCCGUGUGCAAGCCCCUGCAUUACACCAGCACCAUGACAGCCCCCGUGUGCAUUUGCCUGGUGACGGGCUCCUACAUCUGCGGUUUUGUGAAUGCCUCCAUCCACGCAGGAGACACCUUCAGCCUCUCCUUCUGCGGCUCCAAUGUGGUCCAUCACUUUUUCUGUGACAUCCCCCCACUCCUGGCUCUCUCCUGCUCCGACACUCACACCAGCGAGCUGGUUGUCUUCUUCGUGGUCGGCUUUAAUGUUUUCUUUACCCUCCUGGUCAUUCUGAUCUCCUACCUGUUCAUUUUCAUGGCCAUCCUAAGGAUGAAGUCAGCUGAGGGCCGCCAGAAAGCCUUCUCCACCUGCACCUCCCAUCUGACCGCUGUCUCCAUCUUCUACGGGACAAUCAUCUUCAUGUAUUUACAGCCUGGCUCCAGCCACUCCAUGGACACUGACAAAAUAGCCUCGGUCUUUUACACAGUGGUGAUUCCCAUGCUGAACCCCCUCAUCUACAGCCUGAGGAACAAGGAAGUCAAAAAUGCCCUCGGUAAAAUGGUCAAACAGAUGAGGUUUUAGGAACGUCUGAGCUUUCCAGAAAGCACUACCAGGUGGCUUUGACUGAAUGAGCCCCACUUUGUUCCUCUAUAAUUGGUCUUUGAGUUCCCUGAUAGCUCUAGAUCAGAUGGUUCUAUGACACUUGGGGUCUGAAUUCAGUGAAAGAAGAAGGGGAAUUUCCUCCACUAUCAUAGAUUUGUAAAUCAUAACCAGUCUGAGACUCAGGAGUUAAAUCCCAGUGUUUUUCCUGAGGCCAGAUGGAGAUCCCAUAGCAGAAACCCUACCCAGAGUCUCUGAACUCCAACUCCUGCUCUCUAUCUUCUACAUUAAAAAAUCCUUAUAUAUUAGAUUAGCUAGGAACAAGAGCCAUAACCCAACUCAACAGACCUUCCCAACCAUCUAUAGAAUCGGGGCCUGAAAUUUUUGUAUUUUGUAUUUCAAUAAAACAUAGAAUAAAAGCACUAAUAAGCCACGGAGUAUAAUAGGCUUAUAUAAAGCAAGAAGAAUAAUAGUUUACAAAAGCUCAAGAGUAGUAUUUAGCUGUAUCUAAGUUACAGUGCAAGCUAGCAAUGUGGUUAUAUGUUUAAAGUAGAAAAUAAACUGAGGCAAAUACACUGGUAGAAUCCAUGAUUUGCUAUUGCCAUUUAUAUUCUCCAUUAAGUGGGCAUGUUAAAAUCCCACUCUACCAGGAUCCAUGCAUCUAAUAUUAGGAUUAAAUAUCUUUGCUACAUGCUACACAGGAACAGGAAGACAUGUAUAUUAUUCCCUUCAUCCUGGCUGCUCCUGGAGGCCAUCCAGAAAUACUUUCCAUUUCCAAAUAGUUUCCAUCUGAUCUUCUAAGGAAGAUGAGCUCACAUCCUAACAUUUAUAUUCAAUUACAAAAAAAAAUACAGUUAUACAAUCUACUAGCACAGUGGUUCACCAAAUAUUAAAAGCAGAAGCAUAAUAAUAGGGUAACAAUUUGGGCCAGGGCCUUUUCUAUUUGAGUUCCACAGAAUGUAAAGAUAAAAAAGAGAUAAUAAUAUCGUACAUGACUACUCAGUUCUCAGCUCAUGGAGCUUGGCCAUUGGAUAGAGCAUCAAUUCUGGAAUCAGGAAGACCUGAGUUCAAAUCCUCC